Diceros bicornis minor is the source of this 5897-nucleotide messenger RNA. RefSeq names its product poly(ADP-ribose) polymerase family member 10 (gene PARP10). The transcript has 12 exons. Gene Ontology annotation, cellular component: nucleus; cytoplasm. Gene Ontology annotation, molecular function: transcription corepressor activity; NAD+ poly-ADP-ribosyltransferase activity. Gene Ontology annotation, biological process: negative regulation of gene expression. Bases 2480 to 5554 code for a protein of 1024 amino acids. The record is from RefSeq and is a predicted model, not a curated record. Lineage: Eukaryota; Metazoa; Chordata; Mammalia; Perissodactyla; Rhinocerotidae.
CGGCGCGGGGGUGUGCCGCGGGCAGGGCUCCGCAGGGAAUAUGGGGCUGUUCCGGGUGGCCGUUACCAGCGGCGACUGCCUUUUUGGCUCUUUUCCGAGUCCUAAGUCCGAACCCCGCGUCCCACACUUAGCCAAGGGGUAGGCUUGGGCCAUGGGGGCUGAGGACUCCUGGAGGCAGAGGCCAAGCCUGGUCAAUUUGGUUCAAAGCGUUGAGAAAUUUAUUCGUAAAUCUGGGAUUUGCUGAGGCUGCCAAGCAUUCUCCAUCCCUCCUUGGCCUUAAAACACCACUUUCCCUUUUCAUCCAAGUCUAUCCCAAAUCAAGAGGCCUAACCGUUUAAUUGCUGCAUGCUCUCUAUCAGUCAUUGAGACCAGCUGUUCCAGGCCCUUACUAGCUUUUUUGUCUACCCUUGUCUUCCUCACAUCUUCACAAGCUGUAAGGAUGGCAUUCUUAGCCCUGUUUCAUUGCUAAGGGGCUGAGGCUUAGAGAUGCCCCAGGGCUGGAGACCAAGUUAACUUCUUCCCUUGGCUUCAGCCGUCCUCCUGAGGAAGCUCUGACUGCCACAGCUGGGGACCAUCCCUGCAGCUGCGCCUCUCCCCCUAGGGCCUAGGGACCUUCCUGCGCUAUCCUGGCUUUUGGACGGUUGGCCUUUCCCAGGCCUGUCAGUGGUUCGGAAAAGGCUCUGUCCUGUGCCCAUGGUGUGCUGGUUCAAUGUUUAACAACUGGAUUUAGUGAGGGGAAGCGCUGGUCUGUAUCUUUUGCGCGUGCCCGUGGUGUAAAUACUCCCAUCGUGGCUGAUUUCAAGCUACCACGAGUUUAACAACUGGCUCACAAAAAUUCCUGAAAAUUUAGCAAUCUGGUCGUGAUGUGAGCUGCUCCAGCGGAUCGGCAUAAUAAGUAAAUUAUACAAGGUGUUAGAAGGUGAUAAGUGCUAGGAUAGGAGAAAAUAUAGAGCAGACAGGGACAGAUUCAGGUUUUGUAGAACUAGAACCUCAUACAAUUUGAAGGGCUCUCUUUAAGAAAAAUAGUUAAAAAUGAAAUAUGAAAUUGAGGUUGGGGCCUUGGAAGGGGCCUGUGCAAGUCAAAGGUCCUUAAGGACUUUUAGGUUCAAAUUAAAUCUGCCACUAAGAACUGGGUAAGGGGGGUCACGGGGAGGGGUGGCCAGAUGGCACUGUGGGAAUGGCCGGUCCAGGCAGAGGGAAGGGCCAGUGCACGCGUGCUGAGGUGGGAGUCCUCUGCCGCAUUGGAGGAAGAGGCUGGAGCCAGCUGAGCAUGGAGGAGUGCAGUGAGGAUGGGACCAGAGAGGGGACUGGUGGAGCCUGACAGGCCCUCCAAAGCACUUUGGCUUUUACUGUGAGUGACUUUGGCUUUUGCCAUGGCCAGAGAUGUGGCAGCCAUUGGUACUACUUUACAAGGCUCACCCUGCUCUCUCUGUUGAGGGUGGACAGUGAGGGUAGGCGGGACUGGCAGAAGGAGAUUAGUUAGAGGUUAGUGUAGCAAUCUAGGCAAUAGACGAUGGAGGCUCAGCCCAGAGUCGGGCAGCCAAGGUGACGGGUGUGCGGCUGGAGGUGCAGGCUGAGCAGGUUCUCAGGCCUCUGGAGGAGCAGCAGGAAUGGAGGCUGGGUUUCGGUAGGCUGAGGGGUAAAUGGGUGGUGGGAGAUGGAGACCAGCAGUGGGCACAGCUCUUUGAGAAGCUGGAAGCAAAUGGAGCACAGGCAAAGGGGGAGUGUUUGGUGAUAAGAGGGAGUGCGGAGAGUAAAGCUGCAGCCUGUAAAGGUGUGAGGCCCAGCACUGCUGUGGGCCCCUCUGCGCCUCCGUCUCCCCUUCUGUGAUGAGGAUUCACUGCAGCAAGGCUUCUGGGGUUAGCUGUGACGACGAUGACAAGACAAUGAUGCUGAUGUAAGAUGCGAAGACUGGGCAGGUGCACAGAUUGGAGAGCCACAGGAAGGGAGCAGAGGUGGUGAGAGGAAGGCUGUGCUGGGACCAGAGCCCUUGUAGGUCAAGGGCAGGAGCUGCUCACUCUCAGCACUCACAGCCUGGUCGCCUGCUAGGUAUGAAGGGUGACGAGCGGGGUGUGGGAAGGUUGCUGGGGAGAGCUGAGAGCCAGCCUCAGCUAGGGGCUGGCCUGGAAACCCCAGCUGCUCAUGCUGCGGGGGAGGGGAACACAGAGGCAUGAGGUCCUUGAGUGGGGGACAAUGACUCAAGCCCCCUGGUGGCUUUAGUAGGGAGGGUUAUUGGCCAUUUUGAGAUUCACAGGGAGAGGCCAGUGGGAGUGGAAGACCGCCAGGGGCCACUUCCCCCACCCUGCCAGCCAGUGGGCUAGGGUAGGACAGAUGGGGCUGGUUAGCUGGACUGAGGGGUAGGCCGAGCCAACACCUCCUACCCAGCUGGGGGCUCUGCAGGCUGAGGUGCUGGGGGGUGGGGUUGGAAAUUCUGCAGGAGGGGCCUGUGAAUAGGAGGGGAAGCACCUGAGUGGCAGCCAUGCAGACCCAGCAUGGCAGGCCCCUCCCUCUCUCCUUCCCUCAAACAGUUUCACUUUUGUUUUCCUGUCCCAGGAAAUUUCUGUCUGUGGAGCAGGCACGGAAGUCCUGGCUGAAGGCCUGGUCUAGAGCGGCCCAGAUGGCUGGCAUUGCGACAGCGAUGGCAGAGGUGGAGGUGGGGGCGGCAGUGGAGCUCAGCGGGCUGCCCCCCGACAUCCCCGAUGAGCUGCUCACGCUCUACUUUGAGAACCACCGUCGCUCUGGAGGAGGACCUGUGUUGAGUUGGCAGAGACUUGGCCGCGGGGGUGUACUUACCUUUCGAAAGCCUGAAGAUGCAGCGAGGGUCUUGGCCCAGGAGGAGCACACGCUUAAUGGUGCUCGGCUGAGCCUGCGGCCAGCCCCACCACGCGCCCCUGCACGCCUGCUGCUCCAAGGACUGCCCCCUGGCACUGCACCCCAGCGCCUGGAGCAGCAUGUCCAGGCCCUGCUGCGUGCCACAGGGCACCUGGAGCAGCCCUGCCAUGCCCUGGCCAGUCCCCGGCCAGAUCGGGCCCUGGUCCAGCUGCCCAAGCCCCUCUCUGAGGCAGAAGUCUGUGUCCUGGAGGAGCAGGCCCGGGCCCUGAGCCUGGAGGGGGCUGAGGUAUCCCUGGCCCGGGUGCCCCAGGCCCGAGCGGUGCGUGUGGUGGGAGGCAUCGCCCCCGCAGACCUGCUGCUGCUGGAGCUGUACCUGGAGAAUGAGCGCCGCAGUGGCGGGGGCCCCCUGGCGGGCCUGCGCAGCCUGCCCGGGCGCCUGGGCACCGUGGUGUCCUUCCAGCACUGGCAGGUGGCCGAGCGGGUGCUGCAGCAGGACCACCAGCUGCAGGGCUCAGAGCUGAGCCUUGUCCCCCACUAUGACGUCCUGGACCCUGAGGAGCUUGCCGAGGACACCAGUGAAGGGGACCACCUGCCCGAGUUGGGGUCUGGGGCCACUGAUCAUGCUCUCUCAGAGGCUGGAGGGCCAGAGAGGGCACUGAAGGGUGCAGGGACUGUGACAUUGGGCUCUGAGGAGGCACCAGGGCAACCAGGAGCCUCUCUAAGGACAGGUCCCAUAGAGUCUCUGGGGCAGUCCAGGCCAGUCAGCUUGGGGCCCCGGGGGACUUCAGAACAGGAGGGGCCCAUGAGCCUGGGGACUGCGGGGCCUCCAGAGGAGGCAGGACUGGUAAGCCUGGGGUCUAUGGGGUCUCCAGGCCCAGUGGGCUCAGUUGAGAUCACCAUGGGGUCUCCGGAGCAGGUAGGGUCAGUGGGCCUGGGGCCUGUGGGGUCGCCAGGGCAGGAGAGCCUGGUAGAGAUGGUAUUGUCGAUGGAGCCGGGAGCAAUGCGCUUCAUACAAGUCUAUCAUGAGGACCUUCUUGCUGGUCUGGGAGAUGUUGCCAUUUUCCCACUCGAAGGAUCAGAUGUGACUGGCUUUCGGCUCUGUGGAGCCCUGGCUCCGUGCCAGGCAGCCAAGGAGUUUCUGCAGAGUCUGCUGGGCAGCGUUAGCUGUCACGUGCUGAGCCUGAAGCACCCGGGCAGCGCCAGGUUCCUGCUAGGCCCAGAGGGGCAGCACCUGCUUCAGGGGCUGGAGGCUCGGUUCCAGUGUGUCUUUGGGACGGAGCGUCUGGCUGGGGCCACCCUGGACACAGACCCUGGAGAGGUGGACCCCACUGAGGCCCUCCAGGCCCUCCCUGGCCUCUCCCACACCCUGUGGCCCCCAGACAGUACAGGCGGUGACCAGGAGAACGUGGGCCUGGAGGAGGUCCGAGAGCUGCUGGCCACCCUGGAGGGCCUGGAGGGGGAGGACUGGCUGCCCCUGGAGCUGGGGGAGGAGCAACCAGAUGAGGAGGCGACUCCAGGGUGCUUCGAGGAGGAGCCUGCACCCAGGGCUGGGGAGGAGCCCCUGGCCGCCAGCACUGGGGCUCCUGGGCAGCUGGAGGAGGAGGCCGCACUGCAGCUGGCUCUCCACCGGUCACUGGAGCCACAAGGCCAGGUGGCUGAGCAGGAGGAGGCUGCUGCUUUGCAGCGAGCCCUGGCCCUCUCCCUGCUGGAGCCACCCCGGUUGGAGGCAGCAGAGCUCCUGGGUGGGGGGACUGGUGGCCAGGCCCAGCUGGUGGUGCAUGUGACCUUUGAGCAGGACAUGGAUGAACUGGAGCAGGCACUAGGGGCUGCCUUGGAGGUGCACCUCUGGGAGGAGACGAUGGGGCCCCAGGGCUACACGCUACCCGCAGAGCUGCGUGCCCGCCUGGAGCAGUGCCACGGUGUGAAUGUUUCUGUUCGAGGUGACUGUAUCGUUCUCCGUGGCUUUGGGGUCCAGCCCACCCGUGCAGCCCGCCACUUAGCAGCACUGCUGCCUGGCCCCGUGGAUCAGAGUUUGGCCCUUCCCUUGGCAGCUUCAGGCCCCACCUUGCCAGAGGAGAGGCUGAAGAGGCCCUUGGGCAGGCUGGAGUGUCUGGCUGAGAGGAGCAAGGAGUUCCAGGAGGUGGUGCGGGCCUUCUAUGACACCCUGGAUGCUGCCCACAGCAGGACCCGCAUUGUCCGGGUGGAGCGAGUGUCGAACCCGCUGCUGCAGCAGCAGUACGAGCUGCACCGGGAGCGCCUGGAGCAGCACUGCGAGCGGCGCCCAGCCGAGCAGGUCUUGUACCAUGGCACAUCGGCGCAGGCCGUCCCGGACAUCUGCGAGCAUGGCUUCAACCGCAGCUUCUGCGGCCGCAACGGCACGCUCUACGGGCAGGGCGUAUACUUCGCCAAGCGCGCCUCCCUGUCGGUGCAGGACCGCUACUCGCCCCCCAACGCUGACGGCCACAAGGCGGUGUUCGUGGCGCGGGUACUGACCGGCGACUACGGCCAGGGCCGCCAGGACUUGCGGGCACCCCCUCCGCGGGCCCCUGGCCACGUGCUCCUGCGCUACGACAGCGCGGUGGACUGCCUCCGCCAGCCCAGCAUCUUCGUCAUCUUCCACGACACCCAGGCGCUGCCCACCCACCUCAUCACGUGCGAGCACAUGCCCCCGUCUCCCUCCGGGGAACCCUUUGGGCUCUUGGGCCACUCCCCAGCCACCUAACCCUAGAGGGCCCCCUCGGCCCAGGCUCUGGCCUCCUGUUUCCCCGGCUUCGCACAGGCUUCCUGCCCCUUCGGCCGCCUGAGGUGCCCCUGGGGGCGCCCCUGCCUCCUGCUGUCGCGCAGGGGCCGGCAGUGCGGACGAGGAGGGCUGGAGCCGUGUCCCCGCCUGGGCUGGGUCCCCGCCUGGGCCGGCCCAACCACCAGGGGUCAGCAGAGCCCAGGAAGAGGGUGGGCCGGCCCGACACCGUCCGCCUCGGCCAGACCUCUCCGGAGCGCGACUCUGCCGUUUGAAUAAACGUGUACGUGAAACCAGGCGGAGGGGCCUGCUGGAGCUCCGGGUCCGA